GCGAGCGAAUGUGCGAGGGGAGGGAGGCGUCCCGGCGGAGCGUGGUACUACGACCAGCGCCGGCCGGAGGGGGCGGGGGGAUGCGCCGCGGCGGCGGCGGCGGUGGCGGCGGCGGCGGCGCGGGCGCUGGGGCUGGUGUUUGGCGGCGCCAGAGCAGCGGAUCCCGGUCUCGCCGCAGCAGCAGCGCGGGUGUCGUGCACCGCCUGAAGACGCCGUACCUUUCUACCCCCCACUUUUUUUUUUUUUUUAAAUAACCGGAACCAAUGAACGCAGCCGGGAUCAGAGCUCCGGAGGCCGCCGGUGCCGACGGGACCAGGCUGGUGCCCGGCGGGAGUCCGCGACUGAGGCGGCGGGGGCGGCCGGAGGAGUUGCCGGCGGCGGUGGCGGCGCUUCGGGGAGCGGGCGAGCGGCGAGCGGCCGGGGCGCAGCUGCGCUUUCACCCGGCUCCUCCUCGGCGCCCUCAUCCCGCCUCGACUCCCGGCCCAGCCUGGGGCUGGCUGCGGCGGCGGCGCUGGGCUGCGUUGCUGGUGCUCGGGCUGCUGGUAGCCGGAGCGGCGGACGGAUGCGAGCUUGUACCCCGGCACCUCCGCGGGCGGCGGGCGACAGGCUCUUCCACAACUGCCGCCUCUUCUCCCGCCGCGGCGGCCGGCGAUAGCCCAGCGCUCACGACAGAUCCUUGCAUGUCACUGAGUCCACCAUGCUUUACAGAAGAAGACAGAUUUAGUCUGGAAGCUCUUCAAACAAUACAUAAACAAAUGGAUGAUGACAAAGAUGGUGGAAUUGAAGUAGAGGAAAGUGAUGAAUUCAUCAGAGAAGAUAUGAAAUAUAAAGAUGCUACUAAUAAACACAGCCAUCUGCACAGAGAAGAUAAACAUAUAACAAUUGAGGAUUUGUGGAAACGAUGGAAAACGUCAGAAGUUCACAAUUGGACCCUUGAAGACACUCUUCAGUGGUUGAUAGAGUUUGUUGAACUACCCCAAUAUGAGAAGAAUUUUAGAGACAACAAUGUCAAAGGAACGACACUUCCCAGGAUAGCAGUGCACGAACCUUCAUUUAUGAUCUCCCAGUUGAAAAUCAGUGACCGGAGUCACAGACAAAAACUUCAGCUCAAGGCAUUGGAUGUGGUUUUGUUUGGACCUCUAACACGCCCACCUCAUAACUGGAUGAAAGAUUUUAUCCUCACAGUUUCUAUAGUAAUUGGUGUUGGAGGGUGCUGGUUUGCUUAUACGCAGAAUAAGACAUCAAAAGAACAUGUUGCAAAAAUGAUGAAAGAUUUAGAGAGCCUACAAACUGCAGAGCAAAGUCUAAUGGACUUACAAGAGAGGCUUGAAAAGGCACAGGAAGAAAACAGAAAUGUUGCUGUAGAAAAGCAAAAUUUAGAGCGCAAAAUGAUGGAUGAAAUCAAUUACGCAAAGGAGGAGGCUUGUCGGCUGAGAGAGCUAAGGGAGGGAGCUGAAUGUGAAUUGAGUAGACGUCAGUAUGCAGAACAGGAAUUGGAACAGGUUCGCAUGGCUCUGAAAAAGGCCGAAAAAGAAUUUGAACUGAGAAGCAGCUGGUCUGUUCCAGAUGCACUUCAGAAAUGGCUUCAGUUAACACAUGAAGUUGAAGUGCAAUACUACAAUAUUAAAAGACAAAACGCUGAAAUGCAGCUAGCUAUUGCUAAAGAUGAGGUUGCUGCUUCAUAUCUGAUUCAGGCAGAAAAAAUUAAAAAGAAGAGAAGCACAGUCUUUGGGACUCUGCACGUUGCACACAGCUCCUCCCUAGAUGAGGUAGACCACAAAAUUCUGGAAGCAAAGAAAGCUCUCUCUGAGUUGACAACUUGUUUACGAGAACGACUUUUUCGCUGGCAACAAAUUGAGAAGAUCUGUGGCUUUCAGAUAGCCCAUAACUCAGGACUCCCCAGCCUGACCUCUUCCCUUUAUUCUGAUCACAGCUGGGUGGUGAUGCCCAGAGUCUCCAUUCCACCCUAUCCAAUUGCUGGAGGAGUUGAUGACUUAGAUGAAGACACACCCCCAAUAGUGUCACAAUUUCCUGGGACCAUGGCUAAACCUCCUGGAUCAUUAGCCAGAAGCAGCAGCCUGUGCCGCUCGCGCCGCAGCAUCGUGCCGUCCUCGCCUCAGCCUCAGCGAGCUCAGCUUGCUCCACAUGCCCCCCACCCGUCACACCCCCGGCACCCUCACCACCCCCAGCACACGCCGCACUCCUUGCCUUCCCCUGACCCAGAUAUCCUCUCAGUGUCAAGUUGCCCUGCGCUUUAUCGAAAUGAAGAGGAGGAAGAGGCCAUUUACUUCUCUGCUGAAAAGCAAUGGGAAGUGCCAGACACAGCUUCAGAAUGUGACUCCUUAAAUUCUUCCAUUGGAAGGAAACAGUCUCCUCCUUUAAGCCUCGAGAUAUACCAAACAUUAUCUCCUCGAAAGAUAUCAAGAGAUGAGGUGUCCCUAGAGGACUCCUCCCGAGGGGAUUCGCCUGUAACUGCGGAUGUGUCUUGGGGUUCUCCUGACUGUGUAGGUCUGACAGAAACUAAGAGUAUGAUCUUCAGUCCUGCAAGCAAAGUGUACAAUGGAAUUUUGGAGAAAUCCUGUAGCAUGAACCAGCUUUCCAGUGGCAUCCCGGUGCCUAAACCUCGCCACACAUCGUGUUCCUCAGCUGGCAAUGACAGUAAACCAGUUCAGGAAGCCCCAAGUGUUGCCAGAAUAAGCAGCAUCCCACAUGACCUUUGUCAUAAUGGAGAGAAAAGCAAAAAGUCAUCAAAAAUCAAAAGCCUUUUUAAGAAGAAAUCUAAGUGAACUGGCUGACUUGAUGGAAUCCCAUUCAAAUGGCAUCUGUAAACUAUUAUUCCCCGCCGUCCACCCCCCACUGUUUUUUGGGUUUCUUUUAAUUUUAGGAAUGUAACUCCAUCGGGGCUUUCCAGGCCAGAUGCCAGAGUGGAACGUCCAGGAGGGCAACUGUCUACUGUCUGCUUAUUUAAGUGACUAUAUAUAAUCAGUUCAUCAAGCCAGUUAUUACUGAAAAAUCAUUGAAAUGAGACAGUUUACAGUCAUUUCUGCCUAUUUAUUUCUGCUUUGUUAUUAGUGAUGUAUAUACAACAUUUCAUUGAAAGCCACUAUGGACUUACAAGCUUUAAUGGACUCGUAAGCCAGCAUGGGCUUGCAAAAAUUUCUUGUUUACCAGAGCAUCUUCUUAUCUUUCCACAGAGCUAUUUACAUCCUGGACUAAAUAACUUAUAAGAAGUAAAACUAAUUGCACUACUGUUUUCCAGACUGGAAAAAAAAAAAAAUCUCUGCGAGUGAAACUGUGUAGAGUUUAUAAAAUGACUAUGGAUAGGGGACUGUUUUCACUUUUAGAUCAAAAUGGGUUUUUAAGUAGAACCUAGGGUUUCUAAUUGACUUGAUUUCUGGAAAUGAAAACCCACGCUUUUACUAUGGGAAGCUUCUUUAACUGCUUUUACUAUUGUGAAGUUUCAAGUCCCGCUGUAAAGAUCAUGUUUUGUUUUCCCCAGGGCUUUCACUGUGAUUUACUGCAUUGCAGGCUGUAUGAUAAAAUAUACAUAAUUUAAAGAGAGAAGGCUCUUGAUUCCUUAUGCAAGUGGAAGAGUUGAACCUUGAUUGAAGGACUUAAAACAUUCAUAACCUUAAGCCGAGGUGGGGGAUAUGGGGAUUCAGGCAAUUGUUUACACACUUUGAAUAACCGCAAAGGAUUUAUGGUUUGUGAAAAAUGUGUACUGUGGAAAAGAUAAUAAAUUGGAGACAUUAUUGUGUGGGAUUGUCCUGAUUUUUGUUGAUAACACUCCACAAAAAACACUAUGUUUUCUGGAGAGCUGUGUAAGCUGUCUUGUUGCUUCAUUGCAAUAUAAGAAAUAGUGAUGUUUUGGACGUAAGUUGUCAACAAAUUUCUAUUUUAUAUUGUUUGUCCUAUUUUUAUGUAGUUUGAAAUGUAUAAAUGUUCUAAUAUCAAGAUUAACAAAUAUAAAUUUAUGGUGCAUUUAGAUUGUGUUGUAUUAAUUUAUAAAGUAUGGUGUUCAUUAAAUUGGUGUGUUGUGUAAGGGUAGCUUUUAUUGUUAAAAAGACAGUAGAGAGUUAAGUUCCAUAUAGCAACAAAGUAUGUUAACAUCUAGGGAGUUUGUGCUUAUACCACUUUAAAAAUAUGCAAUCAUAAAUGAUUUGAUUACUGCAAUGCAGAUGGAUGUUUGGAUGAACAACUGAUACAUUUUAGUUAGAAUACUUUUUCAGCAUUAUGGCUAAAAUAUAUGUCUAACCCAGUGCUAUUUAGGUGAAAAUCCUAAUUGAUAAACAAGAAGUUUCUUUUGAGAUUUGCUUCAAAGAAAUGCUUUAGUAAGAAUAUGAACAAUUUCCUGAUGUCUCCUGUAAAUUGUGAUUGUUUAUUCUCUUUAUUACUAUUGUUAAAAACUUGACUGGUAUUUGUAUUGGCUGAUAUUUAUAUAGUUAAUAGAUUGAGUUCUGUAAGGGCAAAAAUUGAUUGAAAUGAACAUAGUGUUUUGCACUAAUGAUAAGGUAAGAUAACCUGAGAGGUAGGGUUGAGGAACACAGGGUGGAAAGCGCAUAAAGAACUGAAAAGGGUUCUGGAGUGUUUACGCAGAGUGAAGGGAAAAACCUUAACCUUCUUUUUCUUAUAACCAGACAGGAGGCGUUCUUCCCUUUGAAAAUUGCAAAAGGAAUGAGAACCUUGCAGUUGGAUGAAUAGAAAAGGGAGAAGUUGCCAGAGCACGGAGUGAAGAUGGGAGGAGCUGCCAGCAAGGCCCACUGCUGCUCCUGGCUUAGAAGGGAGCUCUGGAGCAGAACCAGCUGGGGGCCGGCACUGCUGCUUAGAGUGGAGGAGGCUGGCCGAAGGGACUGUGGGCCGUUUUUAGGCAGGGAGCGCGUGCAUUGUUUGUGCUCAAUUUCAGACAUUCAUUUAUAAACAAAUUCAACCAAGGGAUAUUUACUGCUUUAUGUUGCUUGUGAUAAUUAUUUUGCAUUAAUGGAGUAUACACAUUUGUAAAUUCAACAGGAAAUAAUUGAGUUUUGGAAAGCUACAGUAAUUUCUGUGUUACAUCAUUUAUAUGUGAAAAGUUGGGCAUUUCUAUAAGUUUUUUAAAUUAUCCAUUUGUUACUUUAACAUUUUAAAAUUAUGGUGUUUUCCGGAUUUUAAAAGUAAUAUUUUCCUUACUGUAAAAAAAAAAAAAAAAAAAAAAAAAGUCGAUGAUAGAAAAGUAUAAAGAAGAAAAUAGCAAGCAGGUCAAAUACUGCUACCCCAAAUAAUCACUUUUAAUAUUUUAGUAUGCUUUCUGCUAGAUCUUUUUCUACAUAUUGAUGUAUAUUUUACAUAAUUGAAAUCAUACUAUAUAUUCAAUUUUAUAUCAUGCUUUUUCACUUAAUAUAAGCAUUAUCCCAACAUCAUUAAAAAACUCUUCAUGAGCAACAUUUUAAUGACUGUAUACUAAUACGCUAUUGUAUGGAUUUACCAGAAUCUUUUGAAGUAUUCUGUCAUUAAACAUUUGGCUGUUUCUAAA
Molecule: messenger RNA, 5509 nt
Organism: Chlorocebus sabaeus (green monkey)
Lineage: Eukaryota; Metazoa; Chordata; Mammalia; Primates; Cercopithecidae
Gene: STIM2
Product: stromal interaction molecule 2
Biological process (GO): intracellular calcium ion homeostasis; store-operated calcium entry; activation of store-operated calcium channel activity
Cellular component (GO): endoplasmic reticulum; plasma membrane
Molecular function (GO): protein binding; calcium channel regulator activity; calcium ion binding
Source: RefSeq, a predicted model, not a curated record